UGUUUUUUUUCCCUUUGCUCACUUCAUUCAACAAACAAAAAAGCCAAAAAUUUCAAGAAAAUUCUUCUCCUUUUCUUGCGCUUCUUCACCUUAUAUUAUCACCGUCUUUAUAUGCUUUUCUUGAUAUGGAAGCUUAAAGAUUGCCCAAUUUUAAUACUACUAUUUUCUACUUACUAGUACUAUAUAUUUUCAUUUCAAAGAAAACCCUUAUAUUCUGCAUGAUUUAUCUAUCAUUAUUCUUGUUCAUAUACUCCUUUGUUCUUACUACCUAUUAGGGUUUUAUAAAAAUUAUGUCAUUCCAAUUUCGUCACCAGUCAAGAGUCUCGUUUUAAAUGAUAUGUUUGCUUGUGCUAUCUAGCAUUUUUUUGACGUGUUAUGAAAAAUAUUGUUGGAAUUUCAUACCCUUGAUUUCUAGCUAGUUUUUUUUUUGUUGCUUUGUGUCUCUUUCGAAAAAAAACUAGAGCAUCAUCUCACUUCAUAGCAUGUCUGCUUGUGCCUUCUAGCAUUUUUUGACGUGUUACGAAAAAUAUUUUUGGGAUUUCAUACCCUCGAAUUCUAGCUAGUUUUUUUUGGUUGCUUUGUUUCUAUUUAAAAAAAAAAAAAAACUAGAGCCUCAUCUUACUUCAUAGUUCCUAGUUGCUACUUUUCUGUCCCUUUCUUCACAUACAGAUAAGAGAAGAGAAGAUUUUCUUGAAGAUCAUCAGUCAGAAAGAAAGCAAACUGUUUUUAGCAAAAGGAAAAAAGGCAAACAAAGCACAAGUCUUGUUUCUGUUUCCUUUGGUUAAACACAGCAAAAACAGGUCUAACUAAAGCAAGACAAAUUCAGAAGAAGUAAAACAAGUUUUUACUAUCAAUGUCUUCCUCUUCUUCUUCAUUAUCGUCAAAUUCGCCAUGUGCAGCGUGUAAAUUUCUACGUCGAAAAUGCCAACCAGAGUGCGUUUUCGCGCCAUACUUUCCCCCUGAUCAACCACAGAAAUUCGCGAAUGUGCACAAAGUGUUUGGGGCAAGUAACGUGACCAAAUUGUUGAAUGAAUUACAGCCUCACCAACGUGAAGAUGCUGUAAAUUCAUUAGCUUAUGAAGCUGAUAUGAGACUUAGGGAUCCUGUUUAUGGCUGUGUUGGUGUUAUUUCACUUCUUCAACAUCAACUUCGACAACUUCAAAUGGAUCUUAGCUGUGCUAAAUCUGAGCUUUCCAAAUACCAAAACUUAGGAGGUAUUGCAGGUACUACUACUCAUGGACUCUUGGCAGCUGCGGCUGCUGCAGCUGCCACUACCGCCCACCACCACCAGCAAUUCAACUUCAUGGCUGGAGGCGGAAGGGAUCACCACCACCUCUACCACCACCAUCAGUUCUUCCCCAGAGAUCAGUCGCAGCAACAACAACAACAGCACCAGCACAUGAUUCGCGCAUUUGAAGGCCAUGGGAAUAACAACUUUGAUGCAAGUAGCCUUCUACUAGGUCAACUAAGCCAGUUCCAGCAGCCACGCGCCGCUGGCGGAGAUGGCCGACGGACGCCGGUGGAUCCAUCUUAGUUAGGUUACAUAAGAGACUUUGAGUUUUUAACUAUGAACUACAAAAACAGAUACUAUAUUAAGUUUGAAGAUUAUGAUAGGUAAUACUGGCUUGCCCAUGCACCAGAAUACUUAUCUAUAAGUAUUUUUGAGAGACCAAAUAUUGUAUGAAUUUUCUCUACUGUUGUUGAUU
Messenger RNA from Nicotiana attenuata, 1706 nucleotides. RefSeq names its product LOB domain-containing protein 6. The transcript is spliced from 4 exons. NCBI's taxonomy places the organism in Eukaryota, Viridiplantae, Streptophyta, Magnoliopsida, Solanales, Solanaceae. The coding region runs from base 854 to 1534 and encodes 226 amino acids. The record is from RefSeq and is a predicted model, not a curated record.